This is a messenger RNA of Aphanomyces astaci, 1780 nucleotides long. RefSeq lists its product as hypothetical. Gene Ontology annotation, biological process: mRNA splicing, via spliceosome. Gene Ontology annotation, cellular component: U4/U6 x U5 tri-snRNP complex. The transcript has a single exon. Bases 31 to 1563 code for a protein of 510 amino acids. Gene Ontology annotation, molecular function: U4 snRNA binding; protein binding; U6 snRNA binding. The record is from RefSeq and is a predicted model, not a curated record. Lineage: Eukaryota; Oomycota; Saprolegniomycetes; Saprolegniales; Verrucalvaceae.
CGCAAAUAUUUGUCAGGUGCAGGAGGAAGCAUGGCGGACCAGCGGCAGGGCAUCUACUUUGGAGAGAUCUCCGCACAGCAGUCGCCCUCUGUAGAGGCCAACUCGGUGGAGGCUGGCAUCCGUGCAGGGAACAUCAACAUCAGCAGUUCUACCGACCGCGAAGUGUUGGAACUGUCGGCGAGUAGUCGAAAUGCACAGGAGAAACAUGCCGAGCUACUGCGGUCAUUAGAAACGGAGAAGCGGUCUCGAGCAGUAAACGUCCCCACGCGACCUGAAGAAGUGAUCCGUCAACUUCGGAGCUUGGGGCAUCCCAUCACAUUGUUUGGCGAACGGCCAGAAGAUCGCCGCGCGCGGUUGCGUACCGUUCUGUCCUCGCUGGCCGUCGACGGCGUCCUCCCUCAGGCAGUUUCUCGGGCCCAGGACAUCUCAUCCUCCGUGGGCUACGAGAAGGAGAAGAAGGUACCGUUGGAAGACCAGUUGUUCUAUGUGCCGGUCAAGUCGAACGACCUCAAACAUGCGCGACAAGCCCUGUUCAACUACUCCAUGGUCCGCACAAACGCCCGUCUCCAGCACGAACGCGCUCAGCAGGACUCGUCGGUGUUCGAGCUCGAUGCCCACGCCGCCGAUCUCUACCGCACCUCCCAGCACAUCGCCGUGAACGCGAGCCAACUGGCGGACGUGCGGCCGCUCUCGGCCGUCCGCUUCUCGCCGGACGCGUCGAUGUUGGCCACCGGCUCGUGGAGUUCCAGUGUCAAGCUGUGGGACUCCAAGACGUGCGCGUUGAUGCACACAUUCCACGGACACACGGACCGCAUCACAGGCAUCGCAUGGCACCCCACGGCCACGUCCGCCGCAUCGACGUCGUCGUCUUUGCUCGUCGGCAGCGCCUCCGCCGACGGCACGGCCAAGCUGUGGAACCAACAAGACACCAAGCAGCCAGUGGUGACCCUCAAAGGCCACCAGAGCCGCCUCGGCCAACUGGCAUUCCACCCCAUGGGUGCGCAUGUCCUCACAGCCAGCUACGACCAUACGUGGCGGAUGUGGGAUGUCGAACGAGGCACGGAGUUGCUGCUGCAGGAAGGCCACUACCGCGAGGUGUAUGCGAUAGCGUGCCAAGGGGACGGAGCGCUCUGUGCGACAGGGGACUUGGGCGGCGUCGGGCGGGUGUGGGACUUGCGCAGUGGCAAGUCCAUCAUGACGCUGCAAGGUCACGCCAAGCAAAUUGUGUCGCUCGACUGGAAUGGGUACGUGCUCGCGUCGGGGAGUGACGAUCAUAGCGUUCGGAUCUGGGAUCUGCGGAAGCGACAGAACGUAUACGUGGUCCCAGCCCACGACGGGAUGGUGUCGACGGUGCGGUUCUCCGCAUCUGGGGAGAUUUUGGCCACGAGCUCGUUUGACGGCAGCAUCAAGCUGUGGCGAAGUCGCAACUGGACGCUGCUGAGCGUCCUCAAGGGCCACGAUGGCAAAGUCAUGGCGAUGGACGUCGCCCCCGACGAAAAGCAUUUGGUGUCCAUCGGGUUUGAUCGAACGUUCAAGACGUGGGCACCAGACACCGAGUGUUAAACAAGGAAUACAUAGAAGAAGGAUGAUCUCGGACAGUUUGAAGGCUCAUGCCAGGCUGAACUGGGUUGGUAUACGUACUGUGUAACGAACCACACUUUCAGACAAUAUUGUACUCGGCAGCGUAUUUUAGGUUACCCCUCAUUACUAUGGCCUUCAAAACUACUAAGUACCUACUGUUUGAAUCGCAAAAUUGCUCGUUAAUUGUAAACAAAUCCAU